AUGGAGAGGAAAGGUCUGUGUGUCCAUCCAUGUCCUCGUUUCUGUUUGCAGGGCCUGGACUUUGCAGGAUUCACAGCACACAUGUUCGUUGGGAUUUGCCUUGUUCUCCUGGUCUCCUUCCCACUCCUCAGACUCCUUUACUGGAACAAAAAGCUUUACAACAAGGAGCCAAGUGAGAUUGUUGAACUGAAGCACGAGAUCCAUGUCUGGCGCCUGACGGCUCAGCGCAUCAGCCCGGCCAGUCGUGAGGAGACAGCUGUGCGUCGCCUGCUGCUGGGGAAGGUGCUGGCUCUGGAGCACCUGCUGGCCCGGAGGCUACGUACCUUCCACAGACAGAUCUCCCAGGAAGAUAAAAAUUGGGAGACCAACAUCCAGGAGCUACAAAAAAAGCACAGGAUAUCAGACAGGAUUCUGCUCAUCAAAUGCCUGACAGUGUUGGGAUUUGUUAUCUUCACGUUCUUUCUCAAUUCAUUUAUCCCUGGCAUUCAUCUUGAUCUCGGAUGGAUUGCUAUUCUGGGUGCCAUUUGGUUGCUAAUUUUAGCUGAUAUCCAUGAUUUUGAGAUAAUUCUACACAGAGUGGAAUGGGCAACACUUCUGUUCUUUGCAGCGCUCUUUGUUCUGAUGGAG
Molecule: messenger RNA, 627 nt
Organism: Carlito syrichta (Philippine tarsier)
Lineage: Eukaryota; Metazoa; Chordata; Mammalia; Primates; Tarsiidae
Product: P protein-like
Exons: 5
Biological process (GO): melanocyte differentiation; melanin biosynthetic process; transmembrane transport
Cellular component (GO): melanosome membrane
Source: RefSeq, a predicted model, not a curated record